UAAAAGCCAAACGAGAAAACAGUACAACCAAAGGCAUGGAGGAUAUGAUGGAAGGAUCAUGGGACAGAAAAAGUAGGGGACAAUCAGAAGAAGAAGAGGAGGAACAAGUGUUGAAACUCCCAGGGUUUAGGUUUCAUCCGACUGACGAGGAGCUUGUUGGGUUUUAUCUCUCUAGAAAAGUACACCUCAAGAAACCCAGCAAGAUCGAUGAGAUCAUCAGCCAAAUCGAUAUCUAUAAAUUCGAUCCAUGGGAUCUUCCUCGGUCGAGGAAUACGGAGAAGGAGAGUUACUUCUUUUGCAAGAGAGGAAGGAAGUACAGAAACAGCAUAAGACCGAACCGAGUGACUGGUUCCGGUUUCUGGAAAGCCACAGGUAUCGACAAGCCUGUAUAUUCCGAUGGAUCAAGCAAGGCCGUGAUCGGUCUAAAGAAGACACUCGUUUAUUACAUCGGAAGCGCGGGAAAAGGCAGCAAGACAGAUUGGAUGAUGCACGAGUUUCGUCUCCCCACGGCCAAUGACACCAUCCCCGGUGGCCCAACCAUUACAAACCCUACUCCCUCUUCCUUGCUACAUGCUGAAGUGUGGACGUUGUGCCGGAUAUUCAAGAGGAAUGUGUCUAGUCGAAAAUACACUCCGGACUGGAGAGAGUUAGCAGGUGGGAAACGCGUGACGCCGACGCAACAAUCAAAGUAUCAAGAAGCUUAUAUCAGUUUUGGUGACAAUGAAAGUAGUAGUAGUAACAAUAAUAUCAACGUUGUGGAAGGCAAAAGGAAUAAUUAUGAGAGGAACGUUUUCCAGCUUCAACAAACGCCUCAGCAUCAACAUCAGCAGCUCAUUGAUCCCAUGGACACUGCUACACAAGUCGAUACGGUUCCACGUUUCUUAAACGAUAACAUUCACGACAUAACGUACGAGAACUGGGACGAGCUAAGAUCGGUUGUGGAAUUUGCGUUUGGCCCGUCUUCAACUAGUUAG
Molecule: messenger RNA, 974 nt
Organism: Thlaspi arvense
Lineage: Eukaryota; Viridiplantae; Streptophyta; Magnoliopsida; Brassicales; Brassicaceae
Source: the annotation of a GenBank genome assembly